CUGUUUCCCGGCCACUUGCUCCCUCUCCCCCUCUGGACCACACUUCCCCUCUCUCUGCCCAUCCACGGACCACGGUUGUCCAGUGAUGUUGAGCAUGGAGGGCUUGCUGGGGGCACGUGCUCUGGAGAAAGAGUCCCUCCAGAUGUGGGACCUCAACAAGCGCCUGGAAGCCUACCUAGCCCGGGUGAAGUUCCUGGAAGAGGAAAACGAGGUGCUGAGAGCGGAGAUCCAGAGAGCUAAGAGCAGCCCGGCUGAGAGGUCCUGGAGGAGCAGGUACGAGGAAGAGCUGAGAGCGCUGAGGGCUACCUUGGAUGAUGCCUUCAAGGAGAAGUGCCGGGCGGAGCUGGCCCGGGACAACCUGUACGAGGAGGUGGAGCAGGUGAGGAGCAGGUGCGAGAGGGAACGGGCCGCCCGGGAUGAAGCCAAGAGGCAACUGGGGCUGAGCAAGAAGGAGCUGGAAGAGGAGAGGAGAGCCCAGAUCUGGCUGAAGGAGAGGGCUGCCCAACUGGAGAAGGAAGUGGAGGCACUGAUGGAGAUACAUGAGGAGGACAGAGCCCAGCUGGACCAGGAGGUUGCCCGCUUCUCCUGCAGCCUGGAGAGCUUCCGGGCUCCAUCGGCUGCCUUCCAGCCCCUGGAGGUCGAAGACUACUCCAAGAGGCUGGCCGAGAUCUGGAAAGGAGCCGUGGAGACCUACAAGAGUGAGGUGGCCCAGCUGGAGAGCACCCUGGGCCAAGCCAAGGAGAACCUGUGGCAGGCAGUGGAGGGCAACCGGCAGAACCAGCUGCAGCUGCAGCAGCUGGAGAAGGACCUGGCCGGGCUCAAGGCGAGGAAGGAGAUGCUGGAGGAGAACCUCUCCCAGCAGUGGCAGGAGCAGAGGGGGGAGGCGGAGAAGUUUCAGUUGGCCAUCGAGGCCCUGGAGCAGGAGAAGCAAGUGCUGCGGGUCCAGAUCGCCCAGGUCCUGGAGGACAGGCAGCAGCUCAUGCACCUCAAGAUGUCCCUCAGCCUGGAGGUGGCCACGUACAGAACACUGCUGGAAGCAGAGAGCACCAGGCUGCAGCUGCCAGCAGGGGAGUUCAAGCUGGCCAACAGCUUGCGAGAGGCCAAGCUGGAAAUGAGUAGCAGCAAGCUCCAAGCCAUGACCCCGGAGCCCAGAAAGCUGCUGCCCUGGGACCACCGGCUGAGCCCCAUGGUCUUCCAGAAGACGGAGAGCAAGAUGCAUCUCUUGAGGACCCCGACCGAGUCCCCCAGGCUGCAGACGGCUGCGCUGCCCCAGAGCCGGCGCCCCAUCACCAGGGAGCUCCCGAAAGCCAUCGCCGGCUUCCAGUUCUCACCCCGGCAAAGUGUUGACACCACAGGUCCCAGCAAUGCAGCCUCCAGUCCUGUGGGUGCAUCUCAGGGGCUCGCAGCCACAGAGGUCAAGACAGUGGCUCGUUCUUUCUCCCGAGAGUCGCCAGAGCUGCUGAACUCUCUGUGCUCUGCAAUGCCGGAGCCUCUGGGACAACCCCCUUCGGGCCUGGAGGGAGACAGAGAAGCGGAGCUGGGUGCCCAAAAGGAAGCUGGUGAGAUGGGCAAGGAGGACGAGGAGGCUAUGAGGGAGGAAGGACGGGACGCCAGUGAAGAGCCUCCUGGGAAGCCGGUCCCCCGAGAUCUGCUGUACCCCGACCUGCUGGUCACUGAGGCCUUGGAAGAUGCUUUGAGGGAAGUCAAGCAGGAUGCAAAUGCCGCCGAGGGGUCCAGCCCUCUCUGCACCGAUUGGGCUCCCCUGGAAGAGGUGCAUGGACUAGCAGCUCCUCCAGCUGCAGAAGAGCUAGAUGGAGAAAUAAUGUGUGAGCUUGAAGGUCUGACGGACCCUGGCCAGCCCUUAGAGGCCGUCAGUGGGACCUCAAGGGAGGUCGACGGCGACCUACAACCCCAGCCUGAAGACAGCAUGGGAGAGCCUGGUACGCAAAAGGAGAGUGGACAGCUCUGGAGCCCAUCCAGGGAGACAGAGGACUAUAGUUCCCAUGCAGAAGUGCAGGACAGCGAGGCAGAAAUCUGCAUGGCGCAGGCUUUCUCCAUGCAAAGCCUCCCAGCUGCCCCCCAAGAACCGCCUCUGAGAGGGGACGAGGAGGAGGAUUGGGAGCAGGGGGUGCAGAGCCCCAUUCAGCAGGACAAAGAGGUCCCCUGGGAAAUGCGGGGUCCUUCCCCCAGGCAGGAUGAAGAACAGCCAUCUGCCCAGACCCGGGAGGAUGCCAGCUUCUGGGAGCAGGAUGAGAGCAAAGAGGAAGAGAAGCCCCCAUUGCAGAGCCCAGAGGAGCAUGGGGAAGCAGAGGCCAUUUGCAGGAGUGCAGAGCCAUUAGGAAAUGAUGUGGUAGUUUUAACAGAGCCCACGAGGGAGAGCUGGGAAGUGGGAGCACAUGGCCACAGCACCCAGGCAGGAAGCUCGGAGGAGUUUGACCGAGGGGAGGAAGACUUGGAGGUCAUGAGCACAGAAGCCUUGCAUCUGUCGGAGGACGAGGAGAGACGGGAGCACUGGAGCCCGUCCAGGGAGAUUGAAGAAUACAGUUUCCAGGCAGGAGCACAGGAAAGCGACUUUUUCCAAGCAGACAUUCAAGCAACGCAGGCUUUCUCUAUGCAGAGUUGCCCAGCUUUGCCUGCGGAGAACCUCGCAGAACAGCUCCAGACCCCAGAGGUGGAGGGAAAGCGACUCCAGAAGGCAGAGAUGGUGUUGGAAGAAGAGGGGAAGGUGGAGAUGGUGACAGAAGCCCAGGACUUUGGUAUCUUGGGAAAUGAGGUUUCAUUCGGGGCUGAAGAAGCAGAGACCCCAGAUGCAGCCAGAGAGGGAGGUGAUGAGCACAAGGAAAAGCUGGAAGGGGAAGCAUUGGGAAGUGAGAUUCUCUGCAUGGGACACGAAGGCCUAAGGCAGGAGGAAGGCAGCUUGGAGGAGACUGGGGACCUGCAAGAAGGCAGCUCUGGGCAAGACACAGGGCCAGGGGAGGAGGUUCUGAAGAUACCCCAGAGACAGGAGUCCUGGGGCAGGGAGGGGGAUGUGGAAGAGGAUUACCACAGGUCCUCUCCCUUGGAGCGGGGAGAGGAGGUAGCAGAGGGAUAUUCUGAGGAUGGGGAAGGAGCUGAAGUCUUGGCACGGGCAGGCCACACCAUGACCAGCAUGGGGGCAGCCGACAGCAGAGAGGAGCAGACCCAAGACAGUCCGGACUCAGAGGUGCAAGAAAGGAGAGAGGAAGAAGAUGCCGACAUAGGUCAUGGGGCUGGCCAAGAGCCCCCAACACAAGACAGCAGAGCAGAGCAGGCUGGCCCCAGCACAGAGCUGAUGGGCGAAACCCAGCAUAGCCCAGAGAGACCAAGCGAGGACAUUCAAAGCCCACCCACCCUGCCGCCUGUAGACUCCCCCCACCAGGAAAUCCUUGAGGGGCCAGAAAAGGCUUGGGAAGGCUUGCAGCCCUCCCCUGAAACGCAGGGGAAGGUUGCAACCGAGGGAGAACAUAACGAGUACGAAGAGCCAGACAACCUGGAUGUGACCUCCAAGAUGCACCCGCUGGGGCAAGGGGACUUCUCAGAGUCAGAGGACUCCCUGGCAUCCCAGGAGGAUUUGGACCUGAAAGCAGAAGGCGCAGAUGAGGAGCUGGACAGAAGCACGAGGAUCCGGCUGGAGGAGACGCUGCCGGACAGCACGCCUCUGCAUGUCUAUGAAGGGGAGAUGCUGGCCCAGAGCAUGUCCAGCCAGGAGCCUCCAGCAGCUGAAGGCAUGGCAGACCCAGCCCCAUCGUCCUUAGUUUCCCUCGAGGGUGCAGGGCAGGUGGAGACCGUGGCCGAGCCAACGGGCUCCCAAGACAGUGGGAGCAGUGAGGAGCACACAGCUGGGACGGGGCCUCUGGAGAGCACCGAAGAAGAAGGGUACUUCAUGGUUUCGGCUGCCCCACAUGAGACACCCAGCUGGGAGGAAGUCGAGGGCUCAGAGGACUUUGAGGAAAUCCAAGCAGAAGCUGCAGGCGCCCUCGGAGUUGAUCUGAGUUUGGGCACUGCACAGCCCGGGAUGCAGGAGGAUAUGGGGCACUGUGGGGAGUCCACGGAUGAACCCGCUGAGGGUUUGGGAGCAGACACAGCCCAGGCUGAAACCUCUAAGGAUGAGGGCGACUGGGGGGUGCACGAUGAGGAGCUAAGCACGGCCACAGUGCCAGAGGACCAGGCACCCCUUGAGGAGCCGACGGCGGGAUCAGAGGGACUGGCUGCCAAGCUCGGUGCAGGGCAAGACGGUGAGGCAGGGGAGCUGCCCCAGGAAGACAGCAAACCCUGUCCCUCUGAUAUGGCCCCGGAGCCAGAGGAGAGCGGCGUUUCUCCAGAAAAUGUGGUGCCGGAUGGGGCUCAAACCCCCAAGGCCAUCAGCCCUGGCACUGGGGAUGCUCCCAAGGUCUCUCCACUGACCACUGUGGCUGACCUGGGAGAGAUUGUGCUGGAAGGGCAAGCGCUGGCUAGCCAGACAGCAGUGGAUGGGUCUCUUCCCUCCAAGGAUGUGCAAGCACUGGACAUCACCCUGGCCCCUCCAGAUGGUCCUGAGGCCAGCAGCCAAGGGGACAACUCUGGGCAGUGCAAGGAAGAUGCAGAGAAGAGCCAGGAGGUGCUGGUGCUCUCCCCGGACACUGCGGAAAUGCUCCCAGCCAGUGUCAUGAAGGACUCAGACAUCCUAGAGCUCGUGGAGCAGGCGCUGGAGUUCAACCAAGAGCUGAUGUUGGGCGCGAGACUCCCAGAGCUCCCCGAUGACGCCAGACAGCCAGCUCUGGGCACAGGCGAGGCGUCAGAGCCAGCCUCGGAGGCCAGGAGUGAUGGCAGUGACUCCUCAUCUAGCACGAACGAGUUGAGGGCUGUGCAUGAAGCCCUGGAGGACUCCUCGCCUGGCACCAAGGGACUCGUGACAUCAGGUCUCAUCUGGGCUGAGAACCACGCCACCGCAGACCUGAACGGGGUGCACCACAAUGCCCGGCUGGCGGAGCUGGCUGAGUUCACGGAGGAGAUCCUGAAUGGCAUCUCCGACCUGCAGGUGCCUGAUGGACACAAUGGGUGUGAGGAGAUCGCCAUCCCCCCUGCACUCCAUGGGCAGGACACUGACACCUUCCCCGUCUACCAGAGCUCCCUGCCACGGAGCGACGAGGGGGCACACCAGGAUGGGGACACCCCCCUGGAGAAAGCCCCCAUGCCCCUGGACCCCGACAGCUGCAAAUUGGCUGACAUCCUGCAGUGCGGGAAGACCCUUGAGGCCCAGCCCAUCUCUGUCCCGUCGGCCUUCGGAGAUGAAAUCCUGCACCUGAGCCCCGGGCAGCCUCUGCAGCACCAGCCCAAAGACACCCAGGGAUCGUGGUCUUCAGAGGAUGACUGAACAGGACAGGGAGCCCGGACUGCGCAUGCACCCAAGCUGUGACAAGUGAAAACCAUGUAUUUAUGGGGCUGGGGGGUUACAUUUCCCCUCCUCCCCUCUCACCACUGGCCCCCUUGCCAACUUAAAACAGGCACCGGUCUAUUGACAAUCGGCAGCCUCCCCUAGAGCAUUUACUGCCGUAACUCUGCCCAUUGGGGGUUUAUCAUUAUUAUUAUUAUUAUUAUUAUUAUUGAUUGUUUUUUAACACGUUUGUUUGGAUUA
Messenger RNA from Gavialis gangeticus (Gharial), 5632 nucleotides. RefSeq names its product nestin (gene NES). Gene Ontology annotation, cellular component: intermediate filament. NCBI's taxonomy places the organism in Eukaryota, Metazoa, Chordata, Crocodylia, Gavialidae. Gene Ontology annotation, biological process: positive regulation of intermediate filament depolymerization. Gene Ontology annotation, molecular function: intermediate filament binding; CCR5 chemokine receptor binding. Bases 86 to 5371 code for a protein of 1761 amino acids. The transcript has 4 exons. The record is from RefSeq and is a predicted model, not a curated record.